AUGUCGGUUGACAAAGAACCCGCGCAGCAGCAGCAGCAGCAGCAGCAGCUACAACCACAGCAAGGAGGCGCAGAAGAUCACACAAUGCAGGACGCUGCUACUUCUACAACCCAGCAGCCGGGGCCGCAGCCGCAGCCGCAGCAGGAUGCGCCUCCGCUAUCAACACCAACAACAACAUCAACAACAGCAAAUAACGCUGCAAAUGCAGAUGCAGGCAACAAUGGUGAUAAUGAUAAUGAAGCACCAGACUCCCCCCCGCUGCCAGCAAAACACAGGCCCGCCACCCCGGGCCCCCGCGCCGCCCGCCUGCAAGCCCUCUUCGCCGCCACCCUCACCCACACGCUCGACAAGAUCAGCUACGCCAACUUCGCCGCCUGCUACCCCACCGUCGCGGCGCGCGCGCCGGGCACCCUCGAGUUUGUCCAGCGCCAGAUGGUUGAGCGGCUGGGGGCGCAGUGUAAGCGAGAAUUCGACUCAGUCCUGCAGAACCGCAACGUCAUCGCCAAGCUGAACGAGCUCGAGAGCCUCGUCAGCGAGGCCGCCGCGCGCAAGCAAGUCGCUGCCGAGACGACGGAUGUUGUUGCUGUUGAUGGGGUCGAGCCGCCUGUGCCACCACACACACUCCCCGCCGGCACCGUGCUAGCCGCACACCUCGCACCGCACCUGGCCGCGCAGCAGUCGGCGCUCAACGCACGGCUGCAGAACACGCAGGCGGCCAACGCGCGACUGUUUGACGAGAUCGGCGCGCAGCGCGCCGACAUCGAGGCGCUGCUGGCGACCGUCGAGCGCGUGCUGGCCGACAUGGACGGCGCCGCCGGGCUGCUGGACGGCGUCGCCGACGAGCUGGUGCGCGAGACGCGGGCCGCUGCUGCGGUUGUCGAUCCUGAUCCUGAUCUUGGGAUUGUUGGUGGUGGU
Lasiosphaeria miniovina is the source of this 915-nucleotide messenger RNA. Its product is annotated as Nnf1-domain-containing protein. The record is from RefSeq and is a predicted model, not a curated record. The annotation marks the transcript as partial. The transcript is spliced from 3 exons. NCBI's taxonomy places the organism in Eukaryota, Fungi, Ascomycota, Sordariomycetes, Sordariales, Lasiosphaeriaceae. Gene Ontology annotation, biological process: chromosome segregation. Gene Ontology annotation, cellular component: MIS12/MIND type complex.